GCACACAUGCAGUUCAGAGCAGACUCGCUGCUGUGGCUGCUGCUACUGCCGCUGGAAGUUACCGAACCGACCCAGCGGUGACCGUUAAGUGCCUUCGUGCUGAAGUGACUUCCAGUGCCAAAGCAGAUAUACGGCGGUAGAUCUCUCUCGUUUCCUGGUCGACUACCGCCAAUCUUCGCUCGAGUUAUCAACGUGAUCGCUGUCGUCUGCCGUUUCAGCAUCGUGGUGUGCUCAGCCGCGGUUGCAACGGAAGUGGGCUGAGCUCCUGUGGGAAUCACCGAAUACAAAUAGAAUUACGCCAGAAUCAUGCCCGUUCUGGAGAGCGUGUCGAGUGCGACGGGCGAUGAAUCUCAGGACGGCAUCAUAUUGACUGAGAAUCAAGUGUACCCGCUCCGAAAGAGUCUCUUCCCAGUAGUCCCACCGACUAUCCGGUUCUUCUCCUUGACGGAGGAGCACAAUAUAGUCCCACUGCCAGUGAGUGUUCGAAAUCAGCUCAAAUGGAAACUCACCACCAUAACCCCGACUCUGGUCAGGGAUAUCGUCCGACGAUCCGGCUUCAAAAUGACCAAGGAUGAGCGAAAAUGGAUAGCGAUGUGGGGCAAGCACAUGAAGAGCAUAUUUUAUUGUGGAAUGAACCUGUACCAGAAAGUCAAUCACUUCCCGGGGAGCUUUCACCUCGGCCGGAAAGAUAAAUUGCACAUGAACAUCUGUCGACUGCGGAAAGAUUCGCCUAUAUCAUUGGACUUCGUUCCUCAGACAUUUUUGCUCCCCAUAGAAUCAAAGAGUUUCCACAGAGCCUGGAAAAAGGAAGGCUCGGUUCACCGGUGGAUUGCGAAACCGCCUGCGUCUUCGCGAGGGACAGGCGUCUUCAUCGUCUCCCGGUGGAGCCAAAUCUCGCAAAAAGUGGGAGAACCCCUGGUGAUUCAAAAAUAUAUCCAUAAACCUAUGUUGAUCAACGGAAACAAAUUCGACUUGCGCUUGUACGCCUUGGUGACAUGUUGGGAUCCGUUGAAAGUUUACGUAUACAAGCAGGGGAUGGUUCGAUUCGCCACAAUGCCGUAUUCGGACUCGGCUGAUAGCCUCGGGAAUACCUUCAUGCACUUGACGAAUUACUCCCUAAACAAAAUGAGUUCCGAGUAUUCAGACGAGCAGAAAUGGACUCUCGAUGAGCUAUGGUCGUAUCUAGAGAAGAAUCGACCCAACGCAAAAAUUGCGGACGUGUGGAGUAGUCUAGAAGACGUGAUUGUCAGAACGUUGAUCGCUGCAGAAGAUCCCAUCAUGCGCAUGUCACACACUUAUGCCCCAUCUCGUUAUUCAUGCUUCGAGUUAUUCGGCUUCGACGUUCUCCUCGAUUCAGAUUUGAAACCGUGGUUACUCGAAGUGAAUAUCUCCCCCAGCAUGAAAGCGAGCUCAGAGAAUGAUGCUCGUAUCAAAGAACCUCUAGUCAGAGAUCUGCUGAACGUGAUUGGACUUCGUUUGCCUUCCAUGGAAAAUGUACAAAUCGAUCCUACCGAUUACGGACUCGACGAGGAUGAUGUGGUUUUCAUGUCCACGAGCUUCAGCCGCAAGCAAUUGACCGUCGCGGAGUUGAAGAAAGAAGUUUUUACCUGUGAUCAGCUCGAGUUGCGCGAUGGAGCUAUCCUGGAGAAACUGCUUCCGAUCGACUUGACGACGUUGACGGAAUACGAAGACGAGUUGGAAAGGGUCUCGGAGAGUAAUUUCAUACAAGUGAUCCCGUCUCGCGAAUAUGAACACUUGGUGCCCGAUAGAUACAUGAAUAAGCUGCUCAAUGCUUGGGAAGCCCGCUACGGAGAGAAUCGUUCGAAAGGGAGAGCGCUCCUGCAAGACUUGUGUCGCAACCGAGCCCAUCUUCUACCCUCUGACGCCGAGGGAAGAAGGGUGGCAGCGAUGGUCGAAAAGAAGCGGCAGACACAAUGGAAGAAUAAUCCCACGAGGCUGACAUCGGCGCGCAAACUCCGAACCAACAUAAAGACGAUAAUAAAUCAGAGACGUCAAGCGCGGGUAGUCUCUCGCUCGAUCAGCAGCGACUCUUUCGUCAGCCAAGACUCAUCUGUCGACGGAAUUGCGGCUCAGCAACUGUGCGAUGAUGAGAAGUCUCUCUUGUGAAGUUCUGUACAUACUGUACGCGAUUCAAGCGUGUAAAAUCUGAUGAUCUGUUAAAGCCUCAUUUUUGAGGGUCUCGGAUUUCCCUGCUCUCGGAAUAUUGUGUUUUGAAUAGCGUAGUUUUUUCCAAUUCCCCAUCAAACGGACGCACAGGGGUUUUCCUAGACAACCGCAGUUUUAUACGAAUCCCGCGAGUCAAUUCCUUUCCGCGGCGAGCAUAUCGAAGUUGCGUUGGAUCAAUGGUUCUCUCAACGCUACAGCUCACGAUAUCAAAGAAACCGUGGCGCCAGAGACUGGAAAAAGGAGGGGGGAGUAUUACCCAUUACGAAUGUUCACGAGUCGUUUUGCCACGUGAAACGCUCAAAUCACGUCUACUUGUUAGGCACGCAUUGCUAGGUAUGUACAUAGGGGUGGCAUAAUUGGUGCAGAACUGCGAGAGCUGUUUGUGAAUAAAUGCCUCU
This is a messenger RNA of Galendromus occidentalis (western predatory mite), 2585 nucleotides long. Its product is annotated as tubulin polyglutamylase TTLL4. Gene Ontology annotation, biological process: microtubule cytoskeleton organization; protein polyglutamylation. NCBI's taxonomy places the organism in Eukaryota, Metazoa, Arthropoda, Arachnida, Mesostigmata, Phytoseiidae. The record is from RefSeq and is a predicted model, not a curated record. Gene Ontology annotation, molecular function: tubulin binding; tubulin-glutamic acid ligase activity. Gene Ontology annotation, cellular component: ciliary basal body.